Leishmania braziliensis MHOM/BR/75/M2904 is the source of this 1212-nucleotide messenger RNA. RefSeq names its product putative serine peptidase. The transcript has a single exon. The record is from RefSeq and is a predicted model, not a curated record. NCBI's taxonomy places the organism in Eukaryota, Euglenozoa, Kinetoplastea, Trypanosomatida, Trypanosomatidae. The coding region runs from base 1 to 1212 and encodes 403 amino acids.
AUGCAGUCGCUCGUGAACAGCAUCGUCUUUGUGCCUCCACAGAACCCCAACAGUCUGCAGCGUGUGCAGCUGCUGCAGCACAGGCGACACAUGAGCUUCACGAGUAAAAAUAGCGGCGAGAGAAUUUCGUACUACCACUUCGAUACAAACGGUAAUCUCGUGACCAAGGACAGCCUCGAGCGGGUGGUGCGCUCCUCCAUGGUUGUACUCUUCCACCACGGCAACGCCGAGGAUCUCGGCGGCACCUUCAGCUACGCGCAGUCCAUCGCCUGCGCCUUUGGCGCGGCGGUGGUGAUAUACGACUACUGCGGUUACGGCUUCUCUGGCUUUCCCGACGCUUCGACCCGGGCGGAGGUGACGGAGAAGAGUGUCUACAGCGAUGCCGAUCACAUGUACGACCACCUCCUUUCCCUCGGCUACCCUGCCUACCGCAUCGUGAUCGUCGGCCGAUCUGUCGGAGGCGGGCCAGCCUGCUAUCUGGCCGAGAAAUACCACAAGGAAGUGGGUGGUCUGGUGUUGAUCUCGACCUUUACUUCCUGUCUGCGCGUCGUCUCGUCUUGUUGCCUUCCAUACCUGUGCUGCUGCCUCGAUUUGUUCCCUAACUACCGCCGUAUUGAUCACGUAAUGGAGUGCCCGGUGCUGGUGAUGCAUGGAACCCACGACGAAGUUGUUCCAUACCGCUGUUCGCGCGAGUUGCUCGAAGAUAUCGUGAAACACCGCACCAGGGCGCUGCAACGGCUCCUGAAGAAGCGUGAGUGGGCGCGGGCAAACCAGGCAAAAGGCUCGACCACGCGUCGAGUUGCCUCAGCAGCACCAAUAAACACCGCGCUGGGAUUCAUGACUGUCGGCGUGUCGGACGAGCUGGUCACCGCCUCCCUCCCGCCCGUUGACGAAGUCAGUGUGUUCGACCUCUACCGCCGCGCCUACGAUAGCCUGCCCGAGGCAGUGCGACGGAUGGCAGAGGAGAGUCUCGACGUUACCGCUGCCGACGUGAGUAUCGGUGUCUUUCACCGGUGGUUCUCUGGCUGCGGGCACAACAACAUCAAGGCACGAGAGGAGCGCGCUUUUUCUGAGGUUUUUAAGUACUUUUUGUGUUUCACAGCCGCCUUCUCGUUGGAGCGGGAGGCGCUGUUGUCAUCCAAGUCGGCCGCUAGUGUAGCUAGGGUAUCUGGUGACUUUGCCCUAAGGGCUCACAGCGAGGACCGCGAGUAG